Molecule: messenger RNA, 1173 nt
Organism: Trichomonas vaginalis G3
Lineage: Eukaryota; Parabasalia; Trichomonadida; Trichomonadidae
Product: guanylate cyclase protein
Exons: 1
Coding region: 1-1173 (390 amino acids)
Source: RefSeq, a predicted model, not a curated record
AUGGAAGCAGUAAGAAAUUACAUGUAUAAGAGCGCUGUCAAUUUUGUAACUUAUAAUGAUGAUCCUGCCAAGAAUUCUACAACAGAAAGUGUAUCUGUACAACAUGGAAUUAUGCAAUAUUCUGUAUUAGUUACAGCUUUACUUAAAAAAGAUUCAAUAACAAAUAGAACUAAUUCAGAACGCGAGAUAAGAACAAUUAUAGGAAAUACUCGUGUUUUAACUGCUGAUUUAUCUGCCGCUUUACAGAAUUUAAUUGAAUACAUCAAAUCUGCUGAUGACAAAUCCAUCAAAAUCACAACUUAUUCGUUAAUUGGCGGAUGUUUGUUUAUAUUCUUUAUUUAUGUAAUUGCUUGUUAUGUAAUUGUCAAAGAUAUUUCUCAUGACAAACUUGCAAUUUACAGAGCAAUUGCAUCAUUACCAAAAUACGUUGUUUCUCAUGUUGCCGAUUCAUUUAAAGUUCUUAAGAAAGAAGGUAGUGAUCAUUCGAAAUCAAAUUCAACAACACAUGAUGAUGAAUUAAACAAACAAGAAGAAAACAUGCUGAAAAUAUUCUCAACAUCAAGUGAAAGUGAUGGAGGAGCAACAAGUGAUUCAAUAACAAUUGUUGUUUGUAUGUUAUUCCUCGCUUUAUGUAAUUUAUGUUCUGUUAUAAUUUUAGGUUUAUUCUUAAUAAGAUGUGGUGAAGAAUUGAAUCUUUCUGCUCCACAAAUCGAUUACAUGAUGGCUGCUUAUUCUUAUGAUUUCGCUUCUCUUUUAGUUGUUAAUAUGUUGGCAUGCGAAUUUGAUGGAUACCCUGUAUACGGAUACACAGCUAAAUCAUUAAUUCCAAUUGUUAAUGAAUGGCAAGACAAAGGAAUUAUUAAUUACAAAGCUGUAAGAUAUGGAAAUUCUUCAAUGAACACUGAAGCAUUUUCUAUUUUAACAGCUGAAGAAUUAGCUGGUGUUGCACCUGAAGGAUGUGUUUAUGGACAAACUCCUGCUGUUACUCAUGAUGUUUAUAGAUGUUGGAAUCCCGAUUUGUUGACAACUUAUGUACAAACUGAAGUGAAAUCAAUGGUCUUUAAAUAUCAAAAUGAAGGAAUUGCGUUUUAUACUAAUGAUACAAGAUUAACACAUCUUUGGCAUGUACAUAUCAUUCAUUUAUAUGAAAUGUAUUAUAAUGAUUUGUUCUAA